Messenger RNA from Syngnathoides biaculeatus (alligator pipefish), 3137 nucleotides. RefSeq names its product PRP39 pre-mRNA processing factor 39 homolog (yeast) (gene prpf39). Gene Ontology annotation, biological process: RNA processing; mRNA 5'-splice site recognition. The transcript is spliced from 13 exons. Gene Ontology annotation, cellular component: U1 snRNP; U2-type prespliceosome; commitment complex. The record is from RefSeq and is a predicted model, not a curated record. Bases 147 to 2522 code for a protein of 791 amino acids. Gene Ontology annotation, molecular function: protein binding. NCBI's taxonomy places the organism in Eukaryota, Metazoa, Chordata, Actinopteri, Syngnathiformes, Syngnathidae.
AAGACCUUUCUGGAGUGUUCUCAGCAGAGGCCUUGUUGACUGAGCAUGCGCACUGGUCUCGUUUUUCCAGUUUCAAGAAGGAACCACGCUGUCGUAGUUUAGAUAAAGUGACCGAUAAAUCCACCUCAAGUUCAAUAACAGAGUUCAUGGAAGCUCCUGCAGGCCUUCAUGUCCCCGAAGACCCCAUUACUGGAAUGCUGGAAUCAGUACCCAAUGCCAUGGCAAGUAAUGGAGAAGCACACCCUCCUGCUCCAAACCAACCCGCCGACUGGACCAUGGAGCAAGUCGCCCCAGUGCCCAACACGGAUUCUGCGUCUGGGGCAGGAGACCACCCCAACCCGCCAUUGCCUCCGCCGCCGCCGCCUCCUCCCGAGGCGGGCUCUUUUGAGAAAGGCGCGGAACAGUUUCAGAUCGCCAACGCUCCACUGUAUCCAAAUGAGCAGCCGCCACCACCGCCACCCCUUCCACCUCAGCCCCCGGAACAGCCGCCAGAAGUUGAACCGGAACCCGUGGCUGCUCAGCCGCUUACCCAGGAUGUGACCAAUCAAGAUAGCACUGAGGCGUCACAACCCCCUGAUGAUGGCAUGGAGCUCGAAGAUGCCCCCAAAGACUCAGCUCAAGAGCCUGCCACCCAGGAAGUAGUCCCUCAAGAACCCGUCGUUCAAGAAGCCAUCGUUCCUGCAGAGCCGGAGCUCCCUAGCGAGUUUGAAAGGCUCUUGAAAGGAUGCGAAGACAGUCCAGAGGACUUCAAUGCCUGGGUCUACCUGCUGCAAUAUGUGGAGCAAGAGAAUAUUCUCGAAGCAGUGAGGAAGUCAUUUGACAUUUUCCUUAUGCGCUAUCCGUACUGCUACGGCUACUGGAAGAAGUAUGCUGACAUUGAGAAAAAGCACGGCUACAUACACGUGGCGGAGGAGGUGUACCGCAGAGGCUUGCAGGCGAUCCCGCUCAGCGUGGACCUUUGGUUGCACUACAUGACCUACAUCAAGGAGAACUCUGACACGAACGACCCAGAGACGGAGGGACGCAUUCGAGCGGCAUACGAACAUGCGGUGCUGGCGGCUGGUACAGACUUCCGCUCGGACCGCCUUUGGGAAUCCUUCAUUUUGUGGGAGACGGAACAGGGAAAACUCGCAAAUGUCACCGCCAUCUACGACCGUAUCCUGGGCAUCCCGACGCAGCUCUACUCUCAGCACUUACAAAAGUUUAAAGAUCACGUGCAGAACAACCACCCCAAACACUUCCUGUCAGAAGAGGAGUUCGUCCAGCUCAGGCUGGAGCUCUCUAAAGCCAACCUGGCCUCCAUGGUGCGUGAAGACGGAGAAACGCCUGCCCCCCAGGAGGAUUUGCCGCCGGGCACAGAGGAUCUCGCCGACCCAGCUAAGAGAGUGACAGAGAUUGAGAACAUGCGCCACAAAGUGAUCGAGGCCCGACAGGAAGUCUUCAACCACAACGAACACGAAGUCAGCAAGCGCUGGGCCUUUGAGGAAGGGAUCAAGAGGCCGUACUUCCACGUGAAAGCCCUGGAGAAGACUCAGCUGAACAACUGGCGGGAGUACCUGGACUUCGAGAUGGAGAACAGCACCCCAGAGCGCGUGGUUGUUCUCUUUGAACGCUGCCUCAUCGCGUGUGCUCUCUAUGAAGAGUUCUGGAUCAAGUACGCCAAAUACCUGGAGUGCUACAGCACGGACGGCGUCCGGCACGUCUACAGGAAAGCGUGCACUGUCCACCUCCCAAGGAAGCCCGCCAUCCACCUGCUGUGGGCUGCCUUCGAGGAGCAACAGGGCAACGUGGAUGAGGCAUGCAGCAUCCUGAAGAACCUGGAGGUGGUGGUGCCCUGCUUGGCCAUGGUGCGUCUGCGGCGGGUUAGCCUGGAGCGUCGGCGCGGCAACCUGGAUGAGGCGGAGGCGCUGUUGAAAGAGGCAGUGGAGUCGUCCAAGACCACCAUCGAGACAUCCUUCUAUGCCGUGAAGUUGGCUCGGCAGUUCAUCAAGGUGCACAAGAGCCUGAGCAAGGCCAGGAAAGUACUGUUGGAUGCCAUCGAAAGGGAUCAGAUGAGUCCCAGGCUUUACCUCAAUUUGCUGGAGCUAGAGUACAGCGGUGACGUCACUCAGAACCAGGCCGAGAUCCUGGCCUGUUUCGACCGGGCCCUCAAGAGCCCCAUGGACACGGAGUUGCGCCUCCUCUUCGCCCAACGCAAAGUGGAGUUCCUCGAGGACUUUGGCACCGACAUACAUGCGCUGGUGGCAGCUUACGAAGAACUACAGAACCUGCAGAAGGAAGUGGACGCGUCAAAGACUAAACCUGAAAACGGCUACGACAGCUCUCAGGAGCCCGACGCCAAGCGGCUGCGCUUGGACGACGGGUCAAUGGGCGCCGCCGCCGCCGCUGAUAUGCAAGCAAGCAGCGCAUACAAUUACAACAACUGGUACCAGCAACAGUAUGGCGCCUGGAGCCAAAACUCAUGGAGCCAGUACAACCAAUACGCCCAGUAUAACCAGUACUACCCUCCUCCUCCGACAUGAUGGACAACACCCUCGGCUCGGUCUCUCAUUUGAGAAUGUGUCUAGCUUUUCAAAUUAAAAGACAACCAGCGCCACUGUUCCAAAAAUAUUUGUUUUUGAUAGUUUGAAUCAAGCUAAUUAUUUCAAAUACCGUACACUUUGUAGCUCCUGUUUGGUGAUAUGAGUUUAUACACGUUGAUGUCCCACAUUUGUCAGUCAUUUUUUUUCUUGAACAAAUGGAUACUUUAGGUAAAUUCUCAUGUUGGAUACUCCUCCCCCCUCCCCCUUCCAAUGAUUGACCAGUAUUGUUGAAAAUGGCUUGCUCGUUUUGACAAUGUAGUUUUAACGGCUCAAGAAAUGUUCUGUUUUGGGUUCCUGAAAAGUAAUGUGAAUUCGCAGAUACCAGGAUUUUCCCCCCCGAUGCCAGCUUUAUGAUGCAUGUUUGGGAAAAUCCGUUUUAUUUCCAAACCCCCCACCCACUCUUUGUGCUCUAGACGGGAAGGCUCUUGUUUUUCAUUGUCCCUGUGGGUCUCUAAAUUUAUUUUUUUUUUUUUGUUUUGUUCAAAUAAACUCCAAAUGAAGAGUCCCAGUUUUAUUUUGUCCUGACUUGAUUUCAUAAUAAACAGAUUAUCCUGA